Messenger RNA from Nezara viridula (southern green stink bug), 288 nucleotides. The record is from the annotation of a GenBank genome assembly. Lineage: Eukaryota; Metazoa; Arthropoda; Insecta; Hemiptera; Pentatomidae.
AUGCCUUAUCUAUCGAUAGUACAUGUUUCUGAGCUGAAGUUGGAAGGCUAUGGAUUAAACCAUCGGACGCCUUGGGUUAGAGGCAUUGCUCAGCUGGGCACCGGUCCAGUCAUUACAACUAAUUACCUCGACUACACGUUUGAGCUAAUUCCUCUCCAGUAUUUAGUUCUCAACAAUUGGUCACCUGCAGUUAGUGUCGAUAUAACUUCUGGCUAUUCCCAGCUCUGGGUCGCUGAGUUUAGAUCAGUCGAUGACUUCACGCUGUGCGAUUCACCUUGCCAGCUAUAG